AUGCGUCACCGAACACCGAUCAUAGAAGCCCGCAGCCAGGGUCACCACGAUGUUGUGCAAUACCUGCUUCGUGCAGAGCACACUGAUGCUGCAUCCAAAGUGGACGAAAGUGGACAUACACGCGUUCCUGCCACUACUACUACCACCACCGCUACUGCUACUGCCUCUCUCAUGGCACGUAAUGCCCAACCCUUCAACCCUGUCUGCACGACACGCUACUGCUACAAAUGCGUGCCACUGCGACCACUCCCCCACCUAUGCUAG
Messenger RNA from Hydatigera taeniaeformis, 264 nucleotides. NCBI's taxonomy places the organism in Eukaryota, Metazoa, Platyhelminthes, Cestoda, Cyclophyllidea, Taeniidae. The record is from the annotation of a GenBank genome assembly.